CGCAGUCGCGUAGCGGUCAAGGCUCCGCGACGGUCGACCGUUGCCUCGAUACAUUUACAAUUAAAAAAUAAAAAGCGCGCGUUUCCGCAAACGUCAAAAACGGCACAGAUUAAACAUAACCUAUUUUUUUUUUCUUAAAAAUAGAGCGUUAGAUGUUUGAAUCGGAAGAUCAUCUGUAGUUUAUCGUCUUUUAGUUCGAGUAACUGUUAAAUCCUCAGUGUCGGAUAAUGAGUUCGCCGUGAUUGUGCGGCGUCUUGGUGCCCGUUAAACAGGCACAACUUAUACCCCAUUCUACAAUGAAACAGCAACAUUAGAAAAAUACAAAAAUGGGCCCGCCAAUAAGCACAUGGCCUUACAGCCAACCAAUAGACGUGAAGUGCGGUGACAGUGCCAGUGAUACCAACAUUAACAAAAAGUGUUUGCUAAACAAAUUCGUUGAUAGCUUCAGACUAGUAUGUUUAAAUUUCACAUUUGCCCUAUUAGUUUUCCAAGUGUUGUUAAAUUUGAAUUAUGUGAAGGCCGGACCGGUUAUAUUAAAUAUGGACUAUUUGCAAGGUCCUGUCCCACUAGCUAGAAAUAUAAGACACUUGCCGUGUAUAUCUAGAAGAACGGGCCAAGAGGGCCUGUGUAUGUUCGCCAUAGAUUGCCUGAAAGCCAACGGCUCUCACUUAGGUACCUGCAUAGACAGGUUUUACUUCGGAUCUUGCUGCCAAAUCCCAGAUAAGACCAUCCUCCCUCAAAUUAUAGGGAAUAACAUAGAAGACAACACGAUAGACAGCGGUAGUUUUGUACAUCCACAAACAGAAGAUAAAGUACAAAGCACUGUAACAAAAAUACCAGAUAUUUUCCCAACAAGAAAAAUUACAACAGAAAAGACAACGGUAGCAGAUAAGGUCCAAGACAGAACUGAAAGUGAUGAAUUUAAAACUACGUUAGAUGAAAAAGACGAUGGUAAAUUGACGACAGUCGCAAUCGUAGAUACGACUAUUAAACCUCAAGUUAAUAAAACACCAGACGUAAGCACAGAAUUGCCUAUAAAAUUAUCAACUUUCCAGACAGUCUCUGGUGAUAUCAGCAACACGGUGACUGAAGAAACUAAAACCGAAACAACAGAAGCACCUAAAAUUACUACUAGUACAACAACAACAGUUAAACCUACUAGACGACCAACAAAACCAACUAUCAAACCAUUUAGGCCAGCAAACUUUACCAGACCUCCAUAUUUAUCUACUACAUCAAAACCCAAACCUACGAAACCAGUAUUAGUAUUUAACAUCACAAGGAAACCACCGUACAGACCUCCACCUAAACGACCAACGACUAAGAAACCUUUACCAUUACCUCCUAGACUAAAUAUUACAAUAUUACCACAGUCCACCAGCACUAGACCUAUAUUUACAAGACCAUCCGUUCCAUCAAUAACUUAUAUUAAUACAACGUCUACUGAAGACAUAACAACCACUUCAUCAACUACUCCUAGUACAACAACUGUAACGAGUACAACGAUUUCAACAACGCUUUCUACAGAAAAGAUUACAGAGCCAACAACAAGUACCACGACUACCACCACAACAACAACAACCACUCCAAGUACUACCACUACAACAUCAACAACAACCGAAUCGCCAACAGAAACAACUGAAGCGUUAACGGAAACAACAGAAAGAUUAACAAGCGAAUUGUCUUCAGAAGUACCUAAAUUGACAACAAUACAAGAAGUGGCCACAGAAAAAGCGACGUUAAUGCCGGCGAUUGAGGCUGAAAGUCCUACAACACCAAUUUUAACAUCAUCGUCUUCGCCUGCGCCAUCGGUGUCGACAACAACUGUGAUUACAACUGAUUUUCCGCCAUUAGUCACAUGGUCAACUGUAGACGGUGCGACUAAGGCACCGGAAAAUGGCACCACUGUUUCUGAUGAAAACUGGUCACCAAUUACUCCCCCUGAAGGUUGGGUGUUAAUAUCAACAAUUCCACCCACUCCUGUUACAUCGACUACACCAUCUUCUACAAGCACAUUAACAACAAAAACGACGACAACUACCACGACGACAACAACAACACAGCCCCCAACAACAGUAGCUGAAACUGUACCAAUAUACCAAGAUAUAACUGAAACAACUCUACAAACAGACGUUCCUACUCCACCUGAAACUACAACAACGGAGAAAAUAUCAAAAACAACAACAACAACAACAGAAAGAAUAGAAACAACACAGCCUAUGCUCGAGUUCACAGUGAACGUAACAUUAUCACCAACAGCCCCAACAUUGACAUCAACAAUGGCGCCAACAACAAAUUCAACAGAAGAACAGAACACAACGGAAAUUACUACUGUUGUUCCGGAAUUAACAACAGUGGAUGCUAUGGAAUCAGAAAUAUUUUCAAACGAGACUUCUGCUGCCAAUUACGGAAAGGAUGACUACAAGAAAGUGUGCGGGCGGCGGUUCUGGCCGGCGGCGCGCAUCGUCGGCGGCACGAAGUCCGGCUUCGGACAGUGGCCGUGGCAGAUCUCACUCCGGCAGUACAGAACUUCGACGUACCUUCACAAGUGUGGCGCCGCGCUGCUCAAUGAGAACUGGGCUAUUACGGCUGCUCAUUGUGUUGAACAUGUUCCCCCAUCAGAGCUGCUGGUCCGACUAGGAGAACAUGACCUAGCUAACGAAGACGAACCAUAUGGAUACGCGGAGAGACGAGUCCAGAUCAUCGCCAGCCAUCCACACUUUGACCCUGCCACCUUUGAGUACGACUUAGCUUUGUUGAGAUUCUACGAGCCGGUGAAAUUUCAACCGAACAUUAUACCGAUCUGCAUACCCGACGAUGACGACUACUACGUCGGUAAAACAGCACACGUCACUGGCUGGGGGCGACUCUAUGAUGGUGAGCUGAUGGAGGGCCCAUUACCCAGCGUGUUGCAAGAGGUCCAAGUGCCGGUGAUCAACAACAGCGCGUGUGAAGCGAUGUACCAAGCGGCCGGCUACAAUGAGCACAUCCCUAACAUCUUCAUUUGCGCGGGAAGGCAGAAGGGAGGCGCUGACAGUUGUGAAGGCGACAGCGGCGGCCCAAUGGUGAUCCAGCGGCCCAAAGACAACCGCUUCGUGCUGUCGGGCGUCAUCUCGUGGGGCAUCGGCUGCGCGGAGCCCAACCAGCCCGGCGUCUACACGCGCAUCUCAGAGUUCAAGGACUGGAUCAACCAGAUCCUCAUGUUCUAGAGUAUUUUCUCUCCACGUUCUGUGGUUUACGCGAAAGAUUUGGGUUGGCGAGAUGAAUCCAAGAGAAUAUUCCAGAUUUAACGUUUGUAAGGAUUUUGUGAUGAGUUGAAUGUGUUACGAUAAAAAAUUAUAAACCCCGUUAUUUAUAAAAAUGUUAAAGCAAAGUAUGUUUUGUCCCUAUCGCACUUUAUGAUAUUUCAAAUUGAUAGAAAGACACAAAACAUACUUUAGCAUAAAGUAACAUACAACACAACAAGAUUGAAGUUAUACAAAAUCUACUUUAAGUUAAUACGCAGAGGUGAAUGAUUUUUCACAUCUUUCGCAUUUAAUUUAAUAAUAUCAAUUACAAGUGCAUUUACAUCCAUACAGUCGUGGCACUGCGCAGGUGGAUUUUACCUGUACAUUUAAGUAUAUCUCCCGAAUAGGGAUGAUACGGGGAUGACUUAUCGUUAACUUUGCUCCUUUGUAUGGCAUGUGUGUGGCAAGUGCUAGUGUUUUCAUUAUUUCGUGAUAUAAAACAAUUAAUAACGAUGUUUUAGAUUAUUCGGUGAAUAGGGAUUUAUUGCACAAGCUAUGAACAAAUUGAUUGGUGCUAAUUGUGUCCAAAAACAAGUGUUUUGUUAUGAAUAAGAAUAUUUUGCUAAUGAACAUUUCGAUUGAAAACAUUACGAAAUUGGUAAACAAUUUUGAGAUAAUCGAAUAGGUAAAAAAUGAACAACGAAUUUAUUCGAUUAGGUAGUAUAGAAUAAAAAUAUAUUUAUUAUUUUAUUAUUACUGAAUUUGUAACUAAAUGGAUUUUAAUUAUUGUAAUUGCUAUUAAGUACAUGUGAAAAAAGAUUAAAGUAUUUUUCUUUGUAAAAAAAAAUUGUGGCUUCAGAUUCUUUGUCGACAAGACCGUCCAGUAAAAAAGUUUUAUUGUAAAUAAUUUCCAUAGAUAAGAUAAACCUUGCAUUUAUUAUUAUUUAUGAAUUAGCCAUAAUAAUAACUUUGCGAUCGAUUCGUGCGAAUCGAAUCUAACAAUGUAUGAAUUUAAUAAAUAUAAUUCGAAAAUUGA
Plodia interpunctella (Indianmeal moth) is the source of this 4263-nucleotide messenger RNA. It is a transcript of the gene Np, whose product is annotated as Notopleural. Gene Ontology annotation, biological process: proteolysis. The record is from RefSeq and is a predicted model, not a curated record. NCBI's taxonomy places the organism in Eukaryota, Metazoa, Arthropoda, Insecta, Lepidoptera, Pyralidae. The transcript has 10 exons. Bases 327 to 3209 code for a protein of 960 amino acids. Gene Ontology annotation, molecular function: serine-type endopeptidase activity.